GCAGCAGGAAGCCCUACCUUGCGGAUCCAGCCCGGUCAUCCAUUCAUCCCAUCCCUCUGUCUCGUUGAAAAUUGACUAUUGGAGUCGGCAGAUCCUCCUACAUAUCCCACUUUGCAACUCUUCUAUCAAAUACUUUCUUUUUCCCCUGCUUCCAUGCUUACCAAACCCCUCUUGCUGCUGUUGCCUGGCUGCAAUAAAGAGCCAGUCGCUCUGCUGACCAACAGAAAGUUUGCAAGUAUUUGCUUGUUGCGGCAACGUUUGCGGUGUCAUCAAUGUUGUUAUGAUAUAUCUGCAUAACCCUGUUGCAUUGUUGUCUACCCAAUAUCUCAAGUCAAUUCAUGGCAGCAAGUGGCUGAAUCUCUUGACUACGAUCACGAGAUACGCGUACCUGACUAUGUCGGAGAGAUAUUGGACUCAACUUGCUCAACGAGUGGUGCCUCAUCUUGUAUUUCAAGGCUUGUGCCUCUCGGAGAUAUGGCUUUCAGCUGCUAUUUGUAGAUCCCGGGUUUUCUUAAGCACCUCUUUUGACGAUGACUCUUGGUAUCGAAUUGGCGCUACUCGUCUAUCCAAAGGCGCAAUCCUUUGCCUUGACUGUAUCAAGUUUACUGCUGAGAGUAAAUACUGCAACACUGAAACUAUAUUCCUUCAUGAACUCUUUAAAGCAUUACGUUUUAAUAAUUGUCUACAGCUGACUCCAGACUUAUGCUCAAUCAGUCUGAAAAUUCCGCUCCGUUGCACAAUAACGAUAGCUGAGGAAUCAUCGAUUCCUCACUGCCUCCUUCACUCACUACCUUUCCUUGUACCUGAAAAUACCAAGUAAACAAAACACAUGCACGCCACCGGAAAAGAAAUGACCAUUCACAACCUUUCCAUUUUCAGACUCCGAGAAAUUCAUCAUUGGACAGCUGAGGGUAGUAAUGUUGAAACGCACUUCCACACCGAGAGACGCCUUCAACCCAAACCGUCAUGCGGUCAUACACCACGCAUCUCCAUCGAUUAUCGAAUACGAGGGUAACCUGAUGGCAUAGCCGUAUCGUCCCUGUACAGAAUAGAAUAUUCCUUCUCCUCUACAUGGUCUCUUUCGAGUUACCCUACCUAUCACACGCAUAUUCCACGCAUAUCCAAGUAUAAAAGUACCGACAAUCCCUUCCUCGUUAGUCUUUCUCCUACUCCAACCCCCACACUCACUUUCUUUCCAUUUCAUAUAUACCAUUUCCAAAGUCACUUCACGUGUCCAUCAACCAUCCAACAUGCAUAUCACCCCACUCGCCCUCCUCACCCUCGCUUCGGCAGCCCUUGCCGCCCCACGCGUCGAGACCAGACAAACCACCACCCCACCACCCCACCAAGUGACCGUCUCUGGAAUCACCACUUCAGGAUCGGGAUGUCCUCAGGGGAGUGUAGGGCAGUUUUUGAGUGCGGAUAGGACUGUGUAAAUACCCCCUUCCCUUCUUCCUCUCCCCCUUACCCCCUUUCCCCUUUCUUAAAACACAAAACACAAUCUAACAAUAAUAAAAAUAGCUUCACCCUCAUCUUCGACUCCUACAUCGCCCAAAUCGGACCCGGCAUCGCCGCCGCUGAAUCCAGAAAGUUCUGCCAGAUCAAUUUGAACCUGCAUUAUCCCCAGGGCUUCCAGUAUUCCAUCAUGAAAACCCUGUAUCGCGGGUUUGCGAACCUGGAUAAGGGGGUCACGGGGUCGCAGGAGGCGACUUAUUAUUUUAGUGGUCGUAUGUCAUUCCCCUCAUCCCCCUCUCUCUUACCCCAAUCCAUCUCCCAUCUCCCUUCCCUUAUCCCCCCCAAAGAAAACCCUCCCAAAAACAAAACCUAACACUCCACAGAACCAACACAAGUCUCCACCAAGUCCACCUUCACCGGCCCCCUCCUCCAAGACUACAAAGUGGAAGACGACCUCACGCUCACCUCGACCAUCUGGUCCCCCUGCGGCGCGGACCUGCCUAUUAAUAUCAAGACGAGUGUUAAUCUCGUGGCGAGUGUGAAGGGGGCCCAGGGUGUCCUGACGGAUGAUAGUGUGGAUGGGAAUGUGACGAUGGUUACGGGGGUGAGGUGGAGGAGUUGUUAGGGGGUUUUUUUGUGGGGUUUUUUUGUGGG
Messenger RNA from Hymenoscyphus albidus, 2109 nucleotides. Lineage: Eukaryota; Fungi; Ascomycota; Leotiomycetes; Helotiales; Helotiaceae. The record is from the annotation of a GenBank genome assembly.